AUGACAUUACCAUCGGAAAUUGCCGUGGAUGGAAACCCCCAGAUAACCAAUUUGGCUUCUCGAAUUGGGGUCACCUGUACUGGUAGAACCGAGAGCUUGACCUCAAGUCAGAGUGCACAGGUACAAUAUGCCGUCCUCCUAAAGUCAGGCACGGAAAAGGAUAAGGUGAUCGCAGGGCUGCGCGCGCGAAUCAGCGCGUUGGAGGGUGAGCUUUAUUUGGUACAGCUUGCUCAUAGUGGCGACACCUCUGAUUCACUUGGAAGAUCCUUGAACCAAUUCGAUAUUGCAUCGGCCCGAACUUGUGGUUGCAAGACCAUUAAUUAG
This is a messenger RNA of Penicillium verrucosum, 324 nucleotides long. RefSeq lists its product as uncharacterized. The transcript has 2 exons. Bases 1 to 324 code for a protein of 107 amino acids. Lineage: Eukaryota; Fungi; Ascomycota; Eurotiomycetes; Eurotiales; Aspergillaceae. The record is from RefSeq and is a predicted model, not a curated record.